CUGUUGCUCACAGACGCGUUCACUGCAGCGCACGCGAGCAAACAGCCCAUCGGUAACUUCUAUAACUUCUGCUCCAGCUCUGGUUUCAACUUCGGCUUUAGGAGCUCACUAAUUCAUUACAUUCCGGUCCGACAAAGAAUGCAUUUUUCCGACAGCUUAGGUACAAUGACCGCAUUCUGCCGCAGAUCAACAGAUUAGAGGAGUGAGAUCUGCUCUCUACAGUGGGCUGCUGUGCUUUUACUGUGACCCAAAGUUUUGGCCACAGGUAGAGAAAAAGUAAAGACCCAUAUCAACCAUGGAUAUUGGCAAUGAUGUAGAUUUAUCCAAUGAUAACAUCACACCAUUGUGGAAGCGCCGCACAGAUGGUAAAAACUCCAAGGACUUGAGCAAACCUAAACCGCGACCUCUCAGUUACCACAUAAAUGGGGUCACAACUACAGAUUUCCCUGGAGAGGACAACAAAUGUUCCUUUACUCUAAGCCAGCCAAAUCAGACACUGGUAGUCACACCCCAGGGUAUGGGCAGGAACACUGUGGUGUUGAAGCAUGUUUUACAUAAACCCUCGAGGAAAAACCGAGUUGUACGGAGCAUCAGCAUCGGGCAUCUCUCCAGUGGACGUUUCUCACUGUCCAAAUUCAGGUCUGAGGAUAACAGAUCUGCUUCACUGGACAACAGAGUACAUAAUGGGGACUAUGAUCACAAGAACACAAGUAAUGGACAAACUGUAUGGUCUGAAAAGCAUCCCAAAGGAAUUCACAUACACACAUCCAAUCCUCUCAGCCUGAGCUUGCAGAAAGAUGAGACAAAUUCAUCUUCCCCUGAAGCUGCUCACCUCAACCGGUCUUCACCUGUCAUGUCUCCAUACACACCUAACAACUAUUGUGAACUGUCCUCCCUUUCAUCCACAUCCAGUUCCUCUCCUCCAUCAGGACGUACCCUCACUCCUUCCCACAGCUCCACCUCCAGUAUCCCCUCACUCUCGUCCUUGACAUCCUCAGACCCUCCGACCCCACGCUCCCCAUCACCAGCAGACAGAGGUCAGGCACUGCUCAGACAAUCUCAGACAUCCUCGCCUGCAUCCUCACAGGACACCAGGCAUGCCUCCUCCCUUUCUUCCCUCUCCUCCACCUCGCCUUCUCCCUCAUUGUCCCCAACUCUCCCUCCCUCUCCUUCCAUUGUCCUCAGCACCAACAGUCCCGCUGCCCUGAAGAUGGGCACCCACCAGCUCAUUCCUAAAAGCUUAGCGUCUGAUAUUCGGCAGAGCAAGGUGCCUCCCUCUGGGAUGCAAGGCCAAGGUUUAACAGGGCGGCUGGGGUUGGAGAAUUCUAAACGAUCAUUGAAAACGCUCAGUAUGGUGGAAACAGGAACCUAUUUUUCUACUGGAGGGGGUUACAUGGAAGGAGCAGAUGGAGAAAGUAAGAGCCCGGGGACAUUAAGGAGAGGCUUGAGGAGUAUGUCUUACCGGAAGGCAGUUGUGAGUGGAAUAGAGCAGGACGUCUCAUCAGUAGACCCAAAGAACCAUCGGUUAUCCCAGCCUACCACCAGAAAACCUGCUUUGGAUAAUCUAGCGUCACCCGUUAGCCCAACCAGUCCUGGCACGAAAAGCCUCACUAGUCCUGGAACGGCCAAGCCAGCGAGCCCUGGGACACCGAAACCUGCAAGCCCCAGGAUUUCAAAAAGUUCUAGCCCUAGCUUGGAAAAACUUAAAAGUGAUGGAAAAAACAAGAGUCCAGAUAAGAAAGUUUUGACCACUCAGCAGACCUUUGAUAGUGAAGAAGAGGAAUUGUACCAGAACUACCAGGAGAAGGCCCUACACAAUGAUUCAGAUGAGGAUGCCGAUUCAAAGGAAGCCAAACCUGAUAAUGGCAUUGUGGUGCAGUACAGGCCCAUACGUACCUCCUGGAGCCAGCUCAGUGUGGUAAAGAAAAGUGGCUUGUCCAACCAGAUGAGUCAGGAGGAGCGCAAAAGACAAGAGGCCAUUUUUGAGGUCAUCUCGUCAGAGCACUCUUACCUCCACAGUCUGGAGAUCCUGAUCCGCUUGUUUAAAAACUCUGCAGAGCUCAGCGAAACCAUGACCAAGACAGAACACCACCACCUCUUUUCCAACAUCACAGAUGUUUGUGAGGCAAGCCAAAAAUUCUUCAAGGAACUUGAGGAAAGGCACCAACAGAGCAUAGUCAUCGAUGACAUCAGCGAUAUUGUUUGCAAGCAUGCUCACUCCAGUUUUGAUCCUUAUAUCACAUACUGCUCCAAUGAAGUCUACCAGCAGAGAACCCUGCAGAAGCUGGUGUCCAAGAAUCCUGCUUUUAAGGAGGUACUGACAAGGAUAGAGGGCCACCCAGACUGUAGGAACCUCCCCAUGAUCUCCUUCCUGAUCUUGCCCAUGCAGAGGAUCACUCGCCUGCCACUGCUCAUGGAUACAAUUUGUCAGAAGAUGCCUAAAGAGUCAGCUCAAUAUGAAGAGUGCAAGAAGGCUUUACAAGCAGUCAGCAAGGUGGUGCGAAGGUGCAAUGAAGGAGCUCGCAGAAUGGAGAGAACAGAAAUGAUGUACACCAUCAACUCUCAGCUAGAGUUCAAGAUCAAGCCUUUCCCGCUGGUCUCAUCCUCCAGGUGGAUGGUGAAAAGAGGUGAGCUGACAGCAUUCGUAGAGGACAGUGGCAUCUUCCUCAAGCGAACCUCACGGCAGCAGGUGUAUUUCUUCCUCUUCAAUGACGUUCUCAUCGUCACCAGGAAGAAGAGCGAGGACAGCUACAGUGUGAUAGACUACGCUCUGAGGGAUCAAAUCUGGGUGGGAACCUGUCAGCCCGAGGACCUCAACCUGUCACCCGUCAGAAGCACCACCAGCAUGCUGAGCUCCCGGCAAGCCAGUGCCAGUCAUCUCUUCCAGCUGUGUUUCUGUAGCAACCACUCUGGUGAAAAAGUGCCCAUGAUCCUAGGAACAGAGUUGCUGAAUGAGCGAGCUCGAUGGAUCAGUUCUCUGGACCGGACCGUCAACAACAAUAAGAGUCAGGACAGAACUGAAGUCAUCCAGGUGGAGGUGACCAGAACUUACACAGCUAAGCAGCCAGAUGAGUUGUCGCUACAGGUGGCUGAUGUGGUGCUGGUCUCGCAGUCUGUAGAUGAUGGCUGGUAUGAAGGUGAGCGACUGCGUGAUGGAGAGAGGGGAUGGUUUCCAGCAGAAUGUGCCGAACGAAUCACAUGCAAGGCCACCAUUGAACGCAACAUGCAGAGGAUGGAUCGCCUGCAGGAGCUGGAGACUAAUGUGUGAUAGACAAUAAAAUGGCUACUUAAACCUCAGAAAGCUUCACUGGGCUGAUAGUGACCCUUUGACACACAAGUGUCCUGGCUUUUUAAGCAUUGAACCCUGACAAAUAAGUUCAGUGACAGCAUCAGUGACCUGCCUGUGAGGACCAAGUGAAGCUGCACUGCUGCUGGAUCCUUACAGUGGGAUUAAGAGUAAGUCAUAAUCUUGCUCUCAUCCUCUAAACAUCAGCCUCCCUGUGUUGGGUUUCAGGCUGUUUAGAGCAAACACAUGGGAGGGACAGAUUUUCUUAAUUAGCAAUUUUUCCCCGUGUGGGCGAGGUGAAUUGACAGUGGAAUCUGUCACACCGAUUAAUUCCUUGGCUGUUUGGAAAACUUCACACCCACAGCUUUCAACUCUCUGCCACAUUAUUGCUGGUGUGAAGUUUGUAAAUGUUUUUCAAACAUAUUCUUUGUAAGUGCUGUGCAGUGUAAUGACUACAGUUCCACUGUAGGAGGUAAAGUAGACCAAUUAGUGAAAAAUCGACAGCAGCCUGGAGUGCGUUCUGAUAAUGAGGCUCAGGCCAUGUGAUGAAGCGCAUCACCAGUAACGAGAAUAUUUAGAUGCUGAUUGUGAAUGUGAUAAGGCAAAAUGGUGAGAACAGCAGCUUCUUUAUAAAAUCUCCAGUGAGGCUUUCAAGUUAUUAAAUAUAAGUUGCUAUAUUCUGAACCUCUACAUAUAUUAAUUAUUUUUCUCUGAAAUCUGAGGCACUUUGUGUAAAAGUAAGUAAUGAUCGGGCAUAUUACAAAUCAGAGAAGAGUGGUCUCUUAAGUCAUCCACAGGUUAAGGAGAAGAGCCAAGUAUCUGUCGUCUACUUUGCUGUUUGUCACCGGCUAAUGUCACCAUCAUGAAUCAGACUCUACAUUUGUGUCACGAGUACCAUUAUUCUCUCCAUCCACUCAGUGAUUGGGACAGCCAUAAAUAUCACAGUUGACGCCAGCCAGAGGUGGCUGCAUGUAACACUUCUUAGGAUUUAUAUUUCUGAUGUUAUAGAAAUUAAUGCAUGCAUGUGUACGUGCAGAUGGUGAGAUUGGAAGAGAUGAGCAAACCUGCCUGGCUCCGCUUUUAAUGUGAUUAUCCAGUGUGAGUCAUCUUUUUAGUGUUGCCCAGCUAAAGGAAAUUAAUGGCUUGGCCAGAGGAUGCUGAUAACACCAUCUAUCAAGCCCACUGCUCUGGAACCAGCCCAGAAGAUGACCACAACCACUGAUCUACACAAACUGAGAUUUGGUAGCAGGCAGGGCAACAAUCAGGAUGGACACAAGUCUGCAGACUCUCAGCGUUUUGUUUGCACUCAGGGAAAAUGAGCCAUUUGAUAACCAUAUCUGAGCAUGAACUGAUUUUGUUUCAACAAUUUUCUGUCCUUGUAACUAUUGUAAAUCAUCUGUGUACAUGUAAAUAUGUAAAAAAAAAAAAAAAAGCCUAAACUGUAACAUGCAUGUUUUCAUAAAUACAGAUUUAUAUUGAAAAAUGUCCCUAUAUUUUAAUCAGCCUUUAAUAAAAACGUAAUUGCUUGGA
Messenger RNA from Melanotaenia boesemani (Boeseman's rainbowfish), 4816 nucleotides. Its product is annotated as rho guanine nucleotide exchange factor 26-like. The transcript has 15 exons. Bases 296 to 3268 code for a protein of 990 amino acids. Gene Ontology annotation, biological process: activation of GTPase activity. NCBI's taxonomy places the organism in Eukaryota, Metazoa, Chordata, Actinopteri, Atheriniformes, Melanotaeniidae. The record is from RefSeq and is a predicted model, not a curated record. Gene Ontology annotation, molecular function: guanyl-nucleotide exchange factor activity; protein binding.